Molecule: messenger RNA, 721 nt
Organism: Trachymyrmex septentrionalis
Lineage: Eukaryota; Metazoa; Arthropoda; Insecta; Hymenoptera; Formicidae
Gene: baf
Product: barrier-to-autointegration factor
Exons: 3
Coding region: 417-689 (90 amino acids)
Molecular function (GO): DNA binding
Source: RefSeq, a predicted model, not a curated record
AAAUAUCUACAGGUUUUAUUUUUACAAAUAUAUUCCUUUAUUAAUAAAACAGUAGUCGAAUUUAAACCAGUAUUGCGAAAUCGUUCACCCACGUGACUCCAAGAUGUCGAAUCAAAAGAAUUAAUGCGCUUCGUUCUAUUUAUAUAUUUGUUCCACGUUCGAUGAUUGAGAAUGGGACCAGAGGACAUAGAAUCAGACGAUUUUUGAUUACAUUGAACUUGUGACAACCAAGGCCAUACGAAGUCUAAACGAAACAGGAAGAAUUGCGUCUUAUUUAUGUUCAAAUUUUGAAUUUUUUGGCAUUCCUAAAACUUAUUUCGUGUUUCGACGGUUGCAGUUCAUAACCAUCAUAAUUGAUAAUUCAUAAUCGGGAACAAUCGGGAAGCAAUCUCACAAACCAAUCGCAGGUAGUGAAAAUGUCUACUACAUCACAGAAGCACAGGAACUUUGUGGCUGAGCCAAUGGGAGACAAACCUGUGACCGAGCUAGCUGGUGUUGGAGAGGUGCUAGGAAAAAGAUUAGAGGCUGCAGGCUUUGAUAGGGCAUAUGUGGUCCUGGGACAGUACUUAGUGUUAAAGAAGAAUAAGGAGCUGUUUCAAGAAUGGAUGAAGGAUGCUUGUUCAGCGAAUGCGAAACAGUCAACAGAUUGUUAUCAAUGUCUCACUGAUUGGUGUGAAGAAUUUUUGUAAUUGUGAUAGAUUUGACUUAAAUAUUCUUAAAA